This is a messenger RNA of Symbiodinium natans, 2517 nucleotides long. NCBI's taxonomy places the organism in Eukaryota, Dinophyceae, Suessiales, Symbiodiniaceae. The record is from the annotation of a GenBank genome assembly.
AUGUUGGCUUCUCUGGCACUGCUGGUGUACACCUUGGCUCUGAACCCCGUUCAGGCAACCGCAUGUGAAGGAAGCUUCGAGGGCUGCGACUUGGACGACGGCGAGAUCUCGUUGCGCCAGCUUCGUGCCGUCAGGCAACAAGAGCUAGAAGGGGCAGAGGCGGAGAAGAACAACAAUGAUGCGCUGGCGCAGGAGGGCGAUGAAGACCUGACAAAGACCAGCAGCGAUUGGGGCCCUAGCCCACCGCCACCAAGCCCUCCAAGCUAUUGGGGUCCCAGCCCACCACCCAGCAAUUGGGGCCCCAGCCCACCGCCAAGCAACUGGGGUGCCCCACGGUCGACUGAGAAGUGUUGCCAGUGCACGUCUGGCAGCGUUGGUUGGUCGGCCAGCGGGCGCUGCUCCUUCUGCCAUGGCCAGGUCUCCAAGACCGCAAACCCUCCAUACGAGUGCCAGAAGAGCAGCCCCAAGUUCAUGGGGAGCCAUGCGUGUGCUAAGACUUGCAAAUCCCAAGUUAAACAGGACAGCUUUUCUUGGCUGGAGGAGGCAGCGACGGAGGAGAACGAAGACGAGGCACUGGCACAGGAGGGCGAUGAAGACCUGACAAAGACCAGCAGCGAUUGGGGCCCUAGCCCACCGCCACCAAGCCCUCCAAGCUAUUGGGGUCCCAGCCCACCACCCAGCAAUUGGGGCCCCAGCCCGCCGCCAAGCAACUGGGGUGCCCCACGGUCGACUGAGAAGUGUUGCCAGUGCACGUCUGGCAGCGUUGGUUGGUCGGCCAGCGGGCGCUGCUCCUUCUGCCACGGCCAGGUCUCCAAGACCGCAAACCCUCCAUACGAGUGCCAGAAGAGCAGCCCCAAGUUCAUGGGGAGCCAUGCGUGUGCUAAGACUUGCAAAUCCCAAGUUAAACAGAACAGCUUUUCUUGGCUGGAGGAGGCAGCGACGGAGGAGAACGAAGAUGAGGCACUGGCUCAGGAGGGCGAUGAAGACCUGACGAAGACCAGCAGCGAUUGGGGCCCUAGCCCACCGCCACCAAGCCCUCCAAGCUAUUGGGGUCCUAGCCCACCACCCAGCAAUUGGGGCCCCAGCCCGCCGCCCAACAAUUGGGGUGCCCCGCGGUCGACUGAGAAGUGUUGCCAGUGCACGUCUGGCAGCGUUGGUUGGUCGGCCAGCGGGCGCUGCUCCUUCUGCCAUGGCCAGGUCUCCAAGACCGCAAACCCUCCAUACGAGUGCCAGAAGAGCAGCCCCAAGUUCAUGGGGAGCCAUGCGUGUGCUAAGACUUGCAAAUCCCAAGUUAAACAGGACAGCUUUUCUUGGCUGGAGGAGGCAGCGACGGAGGAGAACGAAGACGAGGCACUGGCACAGGAGGGCGAUGAAGACCUGACAAAGACCAGCAGCGAUUGGGGCCCUAGCCCACCGCCACCAAGCCCUCCAAGCUAUUGGGGUCCCAGCCCACCACCCAGCAAUUGGGGCCCCAGCCCACCGCCAAGCAACUGGGGUGCCCCGCGGUCGACUGAGAAGUGUUGCCAGUGCACGUCUGGCAGCGUUGGUUGGUCGGCCAGCGGGCGCUGCUCCUUCUGCCAUGGCCAGGUCUCCAAGACCGCAAACCCUCCAUACGAGUGCCAGAAGAGCAGCCCCAAAUUCAUGGGGAGCCAUGCGUGUGCUAAGACUUGCAAAUCCCAAGUUAAACAGAACAGCUUUUCUUGGCUGGAGGAGGCAGCGACGGAGGAGAACGAAGAUGAGGCACUGGCUCAGGAGGGCGAUGAAGACCUGACGAAGACCAGCAGCGAUUGGGGCCCUAGCCCACCGCCACCAAGCCCUCCAAGCUAUUGGGGUCCUAGCCCACCACCCAGCAAUUGGGGCCCCAGCCCGCCGCCCAACAAUUGGGGUGCCCCGCGGUCGACUGAGAAGUGUUGCCAGUGCACGUCUGGCAGCGUUGGUUGGUCGGCCAGCGGGCGCUGCUCCUUCUGCCAUGGCCAGGUCUCCAAGACCGCAAACCCUCCAUACGAGUGCCAGAAGAGCAGCCCCAAGUUCAUGGGGAGCCAUGCGUGUGCUAAGACUUGCAAAUCCCAAGUUAAACAGGACAGCUUUUCUUGGCUGGAGGAGGCAGCGACGGAGGAGAACGAAGACGAGGCACUGGCACAGGAGGGCGAUGAAGACCUGACAAAGACCAGCAGCGAUUGGGGCCCUAGCCCACCGCCACCAAGCCCUCCAAGCUAUUGGGGUCCCAGCCCACCACCCAGCAAUUGGGGCCCCAGCCCGCCGCCAAACAAUUGGGGUGCCCCACGGUCGACUGAGAAGUGUUGCCAGUGCACGUCUGGCAGCGUUGGUUGGUCGGCCAGCGGGCGCUGCUCCUUCUGCCAUGGCCAGGUCUCCAAGACCGCAAACCCUCCAUACGAGUGCCAGAAGAGCAGCCCCAAGUUCAUGGGGAGCCAUGCGUGUGCUAAGACUUGCAAAUCCCAAGUUAAACAGGACAGCUUUUCUUGGCUGGAAGAGGAUCAUGACGAGGCGGAAGCAUAG